Orycteropus afer afer is the source of this 3266-nucleotide messenger RNA. It is a transcript of the gene TTC13, whose product is annotated as tetratricopeptide repeat domain 13. Lineage: Eukaryota; Metazoa; Chordata; Mammalia; Tubulidentata; Orycteropodidae. The record is from RefSeq and is a predicted model, not a curated record. Gene Ontology annotation, molecular function: protein binding.
CGCACAUGCGCUUUGAGGGAAGAUGGCACCUGCCGGCUGCUGCUGCUGCUGCUGGGGCGGCGCUGUGCCUGCCACGGGCGCUGCCCGGCGCCUCCUGCUGCUGCUGCUGUUGUUGGGGGCCCUGCCCGCCGAGUUGCACCCCGGGGCUCUGGCCACCGAGUACUACUCGCCGCUGUCCCUGCUCAAGCAGGAGCUACAGCACCGGCAGCAGCAGGAGACCCCGGCGGGAGGCGGAGGCUGCAACCCGCAAUCUGGGGACUGGGGGGACCAGUACUCGGCCGAGUGCGGCGACUCAUCCUUUAUGAACUUCCACGAUUCAGACUGCGAGCCUAAAGGAUCACCACCCUGUGACUCUUUGCUUUCCCUCAACACAGAAAAAAUUCUGAGCCAGGCCAAGUCUAUUGCAGAACAAAAGAGAUUCCCGUUUGCUACUGAUAAUGACAGCACAAAUGAAGAGUUAGCUAUUGCUUAUGUGUUGAUUGGCAGUGGUCUCUAUGAUGAAGCGAUAAGGCAUUUUUCAACAAUGCUUCAGGAGGAACCUGAUCUGGUUAGUGCAAUUUAUGGCCGAGGGAUAGCCUAUGGAAAGAAGGGACUACAUGACAUUAAGAAUGCUGAGCUUGCUCUGUUUGAAUUGAGCCGAGUAAUUACCUUGGAACCAGAUCGUCCAGAGGUAUUUGAGCAGCGAGCAGAAAUUCUAUCUCCUCUGGGUCGAAUCAAUGAAGCAGUGAGUGAUCUCACUAAAGCUAUCCAACUCCAGCCUUCAGCACGGCUGUAUAGGCACCGGGGGACCCUAUACUUCAUAUCAGAGGACUAUGCAACAGCCCAUGAAGACUUUCAGCAGUCCUUAGAACUGAACAAAAAUCAGCCUAUAGCUAUGCUAUACAAAGGUUUAACUUUCUUUCACAGAGGACUUUUGAAGGAAGCUAUUGAAUCCUUCAAAGAGGCUUUGAAGCAGAAAGUUGACUUUAUUGAUGCAUAUAAAAGUCUGGGGCAGGCCUACAGAGAACUGGGCAAUUUUGAAGCAGCCACUGAGAGCUUUCAGAAGGCACUGUUGCUCAACCAAAACCAUGUGCAAACCCUGCAACUCCGGGGGAUGAUGCUUUAUCAUCAUGGAAGCUUACAGGAAGCCCUGAAGAACUUUAAGCGGUGUCUACAGCUAGAGCCAUAUAAUGAAGUGUGCCAGUAUAUGAAAGGACUCAGCCACGUUGCAAUGGGACAGUUUUAUGAAGGGAUAAAAGCACAAACUAAAGUUAUGCUAAAUGAUCCUCUCCCGGGUCAGAAGGCUAGCCCAGAGUAUCUUAAAGUAAAAUAUCUCCGAGAGUAUUCUCGAUAUCUUCAUGCUCACCUUGAUACCCCCCUUGUGGAAUAUAACAUUGAUAUGGAUCUACCUGGAAGCUUUAAGGAUCAUUGGGCUAAAAACCUGCCCUUCCUCAUAGAAGACUAUGAAGAGCAGCCAGGGUUGCAACCUCACAUAAGAGAUGUGUUACAUCAGAAUUUUGAGAGUUAUAAGCCUGAAGUACAAGAGCUGAUUUGUGUAGCGGAUCGUUUGGGAUCACUGAUGCAAUAUGAAACACCUGGUUUCCUGCCAAACAAGAGAAUACACAGAGCUAUGGGCUUGGCAGCACUGGAAGUCAUGCAGGCUGUACAGCGCACCUGGACCAACUCAAAGGUGCGAAUGAAUGGGAAAACUCGCCUGAUGCAAUGGAGAGAUAUGUUUGACAUUGCAGUAAAAUGGAGAAGAAUUGCUGAUCCAGACCAGCCUGUGCUAUGGUUAGAUCAAAUGCCAGCAAGAAGUCUUAGCAGAGGUUUUAAUAAUCACAUCAAUUUAAUCAGGGGUCAAGUGAUUAACAUGAGAUACCUGGAAUAUUUUGAGAAAAUACUUCAUUUUAUUAAAGAUAGAAUUCUUGUUUAUCAUGGAGCUAAUAAUCCUAAAGGAUUGUUGGAAGUUAGAGAAGCUCUGGAAAAGGUACACAAAGUAGAAGACCUUCUUCCAAUUAUGAAGCAGUUUAAUACUAAAACAAAGGAUGGGUUCACUGUGAACACAAAAGUCCCCAGCCUGAAAGAUCCAGGGAAGGAAUAUGAUGGAUUCACAAUCACUAUUACAGGAGACAAAGUAGGCAAUAUACUAUUUUCUGUGGAAACGCAAACCACAGAAGAAAGAACACAAUUAUAUCAUGCUGAAAUAGAUGCGCUUUAUAAAGAUCUGACAGCAAAAGGGAAGGUAUUAAUUCUCUCAUCAGAAUUUGGGGAGACUGAUGCUGUUUGCAACUUAAUCUUAUCCUUAGUUUAUUACUUUUACAAUUUAAUGCCCCUCUCUCGAGGAUCCAGUGUAAUAGCUUAUUCGGUGAUAGUGGGAGCAUUGAUGGCAAGUGGAAAAGAAGUAGCAGGAAAAAUUCCCAAAGGAAAGUUAGUUGACUUUGAAGCUAUGACAGCGCCUGGUUCAGAGGCCUUUACCAAAGUAGCUAAAAGCUGGAUGAACUUGAAAAGUAUUUCUCCGUCUUAUAAGAUUCUACCAUCAGUAUCAGAGACGUUUCCAACGUUAAGAUCAAUGAUUGAGGUGCUAAACACAGACUCUUCUCCACGUUGUCUUAAGAAAUUCUAAUUACUCAGUAGUAUUUAUACAAGUAAAGGGCCGGGACCUCUUGCUUCUUAAGUUAUUUUUUAAAAACAUGGAAUUAUACAGAAAUUAGGUCCUUUAUUAUUUUUGAUACCGAUUUUUGAUAGGAAUUGAAUACUUGAAAUCAUUUUCUUUACUUUUCUGAACCAUAACAAAAAUCAUGAAAGAGGCUUUUCAGGAGUAAAGAAAGCUAUAUGUAUGGGAGGAAAAGUAUAUGUACGGGAGGAAAAAUAUAUGUACUGGCCAAUGGCCUAUUGGUUUCCACUUGUAAAGGUCAUACAACUAGUUCCCUACAGCAAAAAAAAAGACCAAAAAAUAAUUAAAAUGAACAGAACCAACAAUAAAACAUAAGUGUUCUCAUUCCUUUAAAGAUAUGGGUAUUUUUUCAAUAACUUUCUCUUUAUGCACUUUGUGAGAAUGUCGUUUUUCAACUCAUGUAACUUUCAUAUAUGUGGUCUCUAUUUCAUUUGACUAUGAAAGAUUUGUGGGCCAUGGACGUGCACCACAGAACUCACAUGGCCAGGAACAGUUAUUUUGUGUGACACAGACAGUAUCUGCCAAUGACCAAACACUGAAUUAUUGAAACAUGGUUUUCCUUUGUUGGGGUGGGGGAAAAAAUCAGGGGUGAUUUCUAUAAAUCACCGGUUUU